AUGUCAGCCAAGACCUUCAUUGUCACCGGUGCCUCAAGAGGAAUUGGUCUUGCAGUAACAAAGUUCCUUCUGGCCGCGCCUCAAUCCCACAAUGUUGUGGUAAUCGCGCGCAGCUUGGAACCCCUCCAGAAACUCAAAGAACAAUUCACGAAACAAGUCGAAGUCCUCAAUGGCGACAUCACAGAUUUCUCUCUUGCACAAAAAGCAGUCGACCUAGCCCUUAAGUCUUUCGGACGCUUAGAUGGAAUGGUUCUCAACCACGGAGUGUUAGGACAGGUAGGGAAAAUUGCCGAAGCGGAUCCACAGCAAUGGAAAGAAGGGUUUGAAAUCAAUUUCUUCAGCUUGGUAGCCUUUGUUAAAGCCGGUCUGCCCGCGCUUCGCGAAGCGAAGGGCAGAAUUAUUUUCACCUCAUCCGGAGCUGCCGUUUCUGCCUACAGGGGCUGGGGAUUGUACGGUUCAACCAAGGCGGCAAUGAACCAUCUUGCCAUGAGCCUAGGGGAAGAAGAGCCCGAGGUAACGACUGUGUCUAUUCGGCCCGGUAUGGUUGAUACCGAUAUGCAACGAGAAUUGCGGGAAGACUACGCCACAGCUCUCGAGCCACAGGUCCAUGCCAAAUUCAUUACGGUUCACAAAGAUGGAAAACUACUUCAACCAGAACAACCAGGCCAUGUGAUGGCCAAACUGGUAAUUGAUGCUCCAAAUUCAUUGUCCGGAAAAUUUCUAUCAUGGAAUGAUCAAGCCCUGCAGGACUUCCAGUAA
Aspergillus tanneri is the source of this 759-nucleotide messenger RNA. RefSeq names its product SDR family oxidoreductase. Gene Ontology annotation, cellular component: intracellular anatomical structure. The transcript is spliced from 4 exons. Bases 1 to 759 code for a protein of 252 amino acids. The record is from RefSeq and is a predicted model, not a curated record. NCBI's taxonomy places the organism in Eukaryota, Fungi, Ascomycota, Eurotiomycetes, Eurotiales, Aspergillaceae. Gene Ontology annotation, molecular function: oxidoreductase activity, acting on NAD(P)H, oxygen as acceptor.